Messenger RNA from Lizanozyma spartinae, 5223 nucleotides. RefSeq names its product Mlp1p (gene MLP1). Gene Ontology annotation, cellular component: nuclear pore. The record is from RefSeq and is a predicted model, not a curated record. Bases 1 to 5223 code for a protein of 1740 amino acids. Gene Ontology annotation, molecular function: structural constituent of nuclear pore. NCBI's taxonomy places the organism in Eukaryota, Fungi, Ascomycota, Pichiomycetes, Serinales, Debaryomycetaceae. Gene Ontology annotation, biological process: protein import into nucleus; mRNA export from nucleus. The transcript has a single exon.
AUGGAGAACGAAGCUGAAUCGAAUGGAGGAACUGCUCCAUUGAUCCGAGACGAAGUUGAUGGCGAAGGCAUUGAUAAUAAAAUAGACCAACGGAUGGAAGAAGUACUGAAUAAUGAGACUGAAAAUGGUAAUGAAGACCAACUUAUGGUAGCUUUAUCCAAUGAUGUUCCAGAGGAUGUGAAAAUGGAACUUAAUGGAGACCAUCAACAAGAACAGCCAGAACCGCUAGAACAGCAACAAAUAAUAGGCGAACAUCAUGUUGAACAACAGAUUGAGCAACAACUCCAAGGUGAUCAACAGCUUCAAGUUGAACAGAAUGCGGAGCACAAUGAGCAUCAAGAUGAACGUCAAUAUGAACGUCAAUAUGAACGUCAAGAUGAACAUCAAGAUGAGCAUCAAGAUGAGCAUCAAGAUGAGCAUCAAGAUGAGCAUCAAGAUGAGCAUCAAGAUGAGCAUCAAGAUGAGCAUCAAGAUGAGCAUCAAGAUGAACAUCAAGAUGAACAUCAAGAACAACCUCAUGUUGAGAUGCAGAAGGCUGAACAUCAAGUUGAACAAGUUGAAGUACACCCACAAAUGCACAAGGUUGAGGGUCAUCAACCAUUGGGUGACUCCUCGAAGAUUGAAAGAGUUGCAGCAUAUUUAAAUAUGAACACUACAUCAAUUGCCGAAAUUCCAAGACAACUCAUUGAUGUCAUUUACAACAAAUCAAUAGAAGCAGAUCUGUUACGUUCAGAUCUUCAAUUUGUUCAAUUAAACAUGGAGAAGAUCACCAAUGUUCAACACAAGAAAUUCAAGGAACUCCAAGACUCGUUGAAUGCUAAUAGUGAUAAAGUCCAGACACUACUUGAAGAGAACGAGACUCUUCUACAGGAGAAGAACGAAGCCCUAAAGGAAUUAUCUCGAUCCAAAGAUCAACAAUACCAACUACAAAACCAAUUAAAUGAUUUAGAACGGAAAGAUAUUCAAAGUAGCACUGAGUAUUCCCAAAUUAUGAGUAGCAAUCAAAAGGAAGUAUUGCAAUUGAAUGAAGCAGUUAACAAAUUAUCUAAGACAAAUAUUGACCAAAAUACCAAAAUUAAUCAACUUGUUAAGGAAUUAAACGAUAUCAGAAAUGUCAAUUUUGAUAACAAAUUAGCCUUGACAAAAGUAACCAAUGAAAGAAACUUUCUACAACAACAAAAUCUUUGGUUUGAAACGGAAUUGAACAAGAACCAAACCAAAUUAACUGAAAUAUUAAAGAAGAGUGAAUCUGAUUAUUUGAAUUCAACCAAUGAAAUCGUUUCAUUAAAGAACUCCAAUGAGACUUUAAGUAAGAGACUAAAAAAUGAAUCGGAACAAGUUAUAACUUUAAAGAAGUCUUUAGAAGAUAAAACCAAUAGUUUAACAAAACUUCAAGGAUCCUUUAGCGUGGAAACGUCCAAAUUUGAAACGGCUUUAGCAACUAGUGACGAAUUGGUUGAGUUAUCCAAGAUUCAAAUCUCCCAGAGACAAGAAAGAAUUGUCCAAUUGGAAACAUAUGUAGAAGAACUCAAGAAGAAAUUAUCUGAUACCAUUAACAACUUACAAACUGAAUUAAAGGAUAAAUCUAAUGAUAUUACACAGUUAAAAGAGAAGUUACGGUAUACUCAAGAUGCAUUGGAAUCAGAAUUACAUAAGGAAACCCAAUUACCUCAUUUAGAUUCCACUUCAGAUUUAUUAGUUAAUGAACUGGGGAUAAAUUUGGCUUCACUUUACACUGAUUAUAGUCAAUUGAAGAAGCAAUUGAUCCUUGAAAAGUCACAAAAGAAUAGUCUUCAACAGCAAUUGAGUCAAUUUGUUGAAGAAUUAGAAGCUAAAAAACCAACCAUUGCCAGUUACCAAAAGCAGAUUGCCUUUUAUAAGUCUUGCUACAAUGAUACUUUGAGCAAAGUAGAGAUUAUUAAUUUAGAGAAACUCGAACGAGAAAAGGAGUGUGGGAAGUUGAAGUUCACGUUGAAUGAUGUUCAAUCUGAAGCCAAUUCCUUAAGGAAAUUGUGUAAAGAUUUAGGACGACAAUUAUGCUAUUACUUAAUUCAUUCCAAGAUUAGAGAGAAUGGCGAUGAUAAUCCGCUAACUUCGGUCGAAAGGAAAGCUAUUGAUACCAUUUUGAGUAAGAGUGGGAUUAACAAAGAGGCUGAUUCAAUUUUAAAUGACAAGAAGGCGACGACAUUAAUACAAUCAGAUACCGAUGAGCUUAUAUCCAACAGGUUGGUUGAAUUUUCCAAUAUCAUUGAGCUCGAGCAAAAGAACCAACAAUUAUUGUUGGUAUCACGUCAAUUGGGACAGAAACUUGAGCUGAAGGAAUCUGAAAGAGACAGCAUUGAAUCUGAAGCGAUUGAAGAGGCCAAAGAGGCCAUAAUGACUCUUGAAGGAGAACUUCAGAGUGUUCAAUUGAGAUUAGAAGCUGUAACCAACGAAAGGGAUGCUAUCAAAGAGAUGCAAUCAACCACCAACAAUAAUAGUAGCAACAGUACGACUAAUUACAGUUAUGAAGUCAAACAUCUCAGCCAAAUUAAUGAUGAUUUGAAGAGACGUUUGAAUGAUACAGAAAAGUCAGUUAAAGAGAUUGAAACCCAUUCGAAAAAGACAAUUACUUCACUUAAUGAUAAACUAAGAAGUACUCUUCAAUCGAAAAAUGAUUUGAACCUUCAAUUAUCUAAUAUGAAACAUUCAGUUGAGUUGGCAGAGACAAAACUUGGCGGGAUACAGAAAUUAUUAGACAAUUCCAUGAUUGAGAUUGAACAGUUAAAAAAGGAGUCUUCAUUCUGGAGAACCCAAGCAUCGAAACAAGAGAAGCUCUUUUUGAGUAAGCUGAAUGAGUUACGAGAUGCUGAACAAGCCAAUUCCAUCAAUCAAAUUGCUGUGAAUAGCUUGAAGAAUGAAGUUAACAUGAAGACAUCACUUAUUGAGUCAUAUCUGAACGAUAUUGAUCAAUUACGAAAGGAAAAGAACCAAUUGAAUGAGUUUGUAUUGAAUUUACAAGGACUUUUCAAGCAAAGUGAAUCAUCUACCAAAGAAUUGAGUGAAAGAUUAAACCAUUCAAUUGAAAAUUACCAAAACUUGCAACAGAAAUUGGCAGACAGAGAAGAGAAACUCCUAUUAAUCUCUAAUCAAUCUGAGAUGGCAUGGAAGGCUCAGAACACCAAGUUAGAGCAAGUGAAUGAGUUGAGUCAGAUUUUAUUGGAUACCAAGGUCAAUUUGAAGAAGAAGGACGAAGAAAUUGUUCUGUUGAAUGAACAAAUCAAUGAUUUAUAUGCUCAAAUCCACGCAUCUAAAAAUAGGUUUAUUACGUCAUCUUCAUCUUCAAAUGAUAGUGAUAAGACUCGAUUAUUGGUUGAGUUGGAACAAUUGAAGGAAGAAUUGACUGUGGCGGAAACCCAAGCCAAUGAAAUGACAACUAUAGCCAAAUCAGCUGAAAGUGCACUUUCAAAUGCCACCAAAACCUUUGAAGCAUAUCGAUUAGAGAACGACUCCAAGUACCAGGCGUUGCUUCGAGAAAAGGUGCUGCUUGAAGACGAAAUAAAUGAGCUCAAGCAAGACAAGCAAGCAAAGACAGAGGAAUUGCAACUGGCAAACGCCAAGUUUACGGAAGAAAUGGCCAAACUCCGGGUCGAUUUGGAUUCAGCCAAUCAGAAAGCUUUGGCCUAUGACCUGUUGAAGAAAGAGACGGAAGCCAGAUUUGUAUCUUUGAAUAGAGAGUUGGAACUACAAGCCCGAAUUGUUCAAGAGGCUCAAUCCAAGUACCAAAAGGAGUUAGAAGUUAAGCAAGAUUUGAACGAGAAGGUAGGAGAAUUGCAUGACACCAUAAGUGAGAGCCAAGCCACCAUUGCAAAGUUGACAGAUGAACUUGGUCAACAGAAGAUGAUGUUAGUGUCUAAGGAAGAGGAAUUAGUACAAGAGAAUGAGAUGAUCAAGAAGGAAUUGGAUACUGUUCAUCAGCAAUUGAAUGAUUUCAAGCAACAGAACGUCAUCUUAAUGAACCAAUUAGAUGUCGGGAAGCGUGACCAUGUUGGUGACAACUAUAUCGACAACGACGACAACGACAAAGAUUUGAGACAAGUGAUUGCAUAUUUAAGGUCUGAAUGUCAAAGCUCUGAAGCCAAGGCCAUUACUGCCAAUGAAGAAAAGGUUAAGUUGACUCAACGAGUUCACCAAUUACUGUCGGAUUUGGAAGUAGCUCAAAGUGAGUUGACCAGACUUCAACAUUCCCAGAUCAAUAACGGUGAUGAUCUUGCUCAGCAACAUGAUAAGCUUAAAGAGCAAAUAGAGCAAUUGAACAUCUUGAGAGAGAGUAACAUGACUUUAAGAAACGAGAAUGUCGCAAGCUUACAUAAGAUCGAGACGUGGGAAGCGCAAGCCAAACGGUUGGAACAAGAGUUACGACCACUACAAGAGGAAAUACGCAAGUUGAGGAUGGAUAUAUCCGUCAAAGAUCAACAAGUGUCGUUACUUACCGAAGAAAAUGAACGGUUGAAAGGAAGAUUGAACGAUGCAGCACAAUCACAGGCUCAAGUUCAAGCUGAAGUGGUUCAAGCGCAAACUCCCGUUCAACAUGUGGGUGAAACCGAGGGUUCACCACCGCCCAAUAACGAACAGGAAUAUGAGCUUUUGAAGCAAAAGUAUAACAAUAUCCGAGACAAGGCCAAUGCUAAGCUUCAAGCACAGAAUGAACGGAUCAAAUCAUUGAGUGAAUCUAUAACUAAAUUGAAGGAGGAGUUGGAAGCUAAAGAGGAGCUCCAGAAUAGUCACGUGUCAGAGAUUCAGCAAUUAAAGUCGGAAUUAGAGGCUAAAAUAGAGAGUCACGUGACCGAAGUGGAUCAAUUGAAAUCGGAACUAGAGACAAAAGCAGAAAGUCACUUGACCGAAGUGCAGCAAUUGAAAUCGGAGUUGCAGGCUAAAGAUGAACAUGGAAAGGAAAACGAGGUUCAAUUGAAGCAAUUGCAAGAUGAAGUCGGAAUUAAGAUCACUCAAGCCAAAGAGGAAACAAGGAAACAAACCGAGAAGCUUUAUGAUAUGAAGAUGAAGAUGUUGAAUAAGAAGUUAGAAAGAAUCGAAGCAGCAAAUACAAAGACAAGCACAGCCGCUGAUACUACUCCUGCUGCUGCGCCUGCUGAUGAGGACUCUAACGAAGGUACGGCUUUUGGAUCUUCUUUCAAACGAAGAUCAUCUUCAUCAUCACCAGAUCCAAAGAAGCCCCAUACGUAA